Molecule: messenger RNA, 1505 nt
Organism: Sinocyclocheilus rhinocerous
Lineage: Eukaryota; Metazoa; Chordata; Actinopteri; Cypriniformes; Cyprinidae
Product: metaxin-1-like
Exons: 8
Coding region: 1-984 (327 amino acids)
Biological process (GO): mitochondrion organization
Cellular component (GO): cytoplasm; SAM complex
Source: RefSeq, a predicted model, not a curated record
AUGAAUCUAUGUGAUGACAUCACCUGUGACAUCAGCAGUGACAUUAUCCCGCAGAAUGUACAUAAUGAUAAUAAUAAUGUCUUUUAUAUCAUUUUCCAGGCAUACGCUCGCUUUGCUGGAGCUCCACUGAAAAUUCACAAGAUUUCUAACCCCUGGAGAAGCCCCACAGGUUCACUUCCUGCUCUCAGGACCAAAGAUGAAGGCAGCUGCUCUCAACCCAAUCAGAUCAUCAUUCAAUUGAGGAAACAGAAAUACAAUGCAGACUAUGAUCUCUCGGCCAAGGAGGGUGCAGACACUCUGGCCUUCAUCUCAUUACUGGAGGAGCGACUGUUACCUGCACUGAUCUAUGCUUUAUGGAUCGAUCCUAAGAACUACGUGGAGGUGACGCGCCGCUGGCAUGGAGAGAAUAUGUCCUUCCCACUCAACUUCUUCCUGCCGGGCCGCAUGCAAAACAGGCAGCUUGAGCGACUCCGCCUGAUCCGGGGAAACAGUUCACUGGAGGCUGGAGAAGAGGCAGAGGAGGAGCUUUACCAUGAUGCUCUGGAGUGCCUGAAUCUUCUUUCUCAGCGUCUGGGAUCGAACAAAUUUUUCUUUGGAGAUUCGCCCUCUUCUCUAGAUGCGUAUGUAUUUGGUCAUCUAGCUCCACUUAUUAAGAUCCGGCUGCCUAACUGCCGACUGCAGCAGAACUUGAAGAAUCUGGACAACUUGAACACAUUUUGCUGCAACAUCUUGAGCUUGUACUUCCCCAGCGAGAGUAAAGAGGGCGUCAAUCGUCCGAUGUCCAGCACACAGCAGGGGAGCGACUUUGACAACGAGCCAUACAAGAGACGCAAGCAGCUGCUGUCAGUGCUGGUCGCCGUAGCAGCGAUGUUGAGCUAUGCUCUCCUCACGGGCAUAGUAGCUAUUGAGCAUGUGCAGGAGGAGGAGCAUGUAGGCCCUGCCUCACUCAGAGGCCCCUCCCAUGAGGAAGAAGAGGAGGAGUGAAUGAGGAUGAAUGAAAGUAGGACUUUUUAGUUGCACUGGGAUGGUCACGUCUACUUGGUGGAGGAACACACAGGAACAACAUAUUGUUGGGGAUUUAUGUAUUACUUAUUCCUUGACUUGAGCUUUAAUUGCGUGAUAAUCUUUGGUUUUAUAUCUUUGUUAGACGACUUUUUUUUUUCCAUAGAGCUGCACUUGUUGCUUUAAUCUCUUGACUGGGUAUAUUCACCUGUGUUUUCUUUUUAAAUAAAAAGCAGAUCUCUUUAUAGCUACUAAUGUUAAGCUAAGUUUAGGUGAGAAAGCACUGAAAACUUAUCAUCACCAACCUCAACUUACAUUGUGUGGACCAACUGCUUUAUUACAGAGGGUUUUAAACCCUUUUGAUAGCUUUAUGAUAAUGAGAUUGAGAGAUUUACAUCUCUUAUGUGCUAUUGCCUUGUUUGUUUUGAAGCUCAGCGUUUUUCUUGUUUUAAUGCACAUUUUAUUUGCUACCUGCAUAAAUCAUCUUUUCUGCUCUGCUGUCA